AUCUUCCAACUUUUGGCUCAACCGCAUCCAGUCCUUUCUCUACUGCAAUGAAAAUGGCCUCCUGGGAAGCUUUUCUGAAGAGACUCACACAUGCACCUGCCCUAAUGACCAGGUUUCCUGCCAUGGGUUCCUUCCCUGCACAGUUGGAGAUGGCUCUGCUUGCUUGAGCUGUGCGCCUGACAAUCGCACCCGCUGUGGGAGCUGCAAUGCCGGCUACAUGCUGAGCCAAGGGCUUUGCAAACCUGAAGUGGCAGAAUCAACAGAGCACUACAUUGGGUUCGAGACUGAUCUUCAGGACCUGGAAAUGAAGUAUUUAUUGCAGAAGACAGACAGGAGAAUUGAGGUCCAUGCCAUUUUCAUCAGCAAUGACAUGCGCCUCAACAGCUGGUUUGAUCCUUCUUGGCGCAAACGGAUGCUCCUUACUCUUAAGAGUAACAAGUACAAGUCUAGCCUGGUCCAUAUGAUACUGGGCCUCUCUCUUCAAAUUUGCCUAACUAAAAACAGCACCUUAGAGCCCGUUCUUGCUGUUUACGUCAACCCUUUUGGGGGCAGCCACUCUGAGAGCUGGUUUAUGCCUGUGAAUGAAAAUAAUUUCCCUGACUGGGAGCGGACUAAACUGGACUUACCCCUUCAGUGUUAUAACUGGACGCUGACUCUGGGAAAUAAGUGGAAGACAUUUUUUGAAACUGUACACAUCUAUUUAAGGAGUCGAAUAAAGUCAAAUGGUCCAAAUGGCAAUGAAAGCAUCUACUAUGAACCCCUGGAAUUUAUUGAUCCCUCAAGAAAUCUGGGCUACAUGAAAAUCAAUAACAUACAAGUGUUUGGCUACAGCAUGCAUUUCGACCCAGAAGCAAUUCGAGACUUGAUUUUGCAGCUGGACUACCCCUAUACUCAGGGAUCACAGGACUCAGCACUCUUGCAGUUGUUAGAGAUACGAGAUCGUGUAAAUAAACUCUCUCCACCUGGUCAACGUCGUCUAGACCUCUUCUCUUGCUUGCUCCGUCAUAGACUCAAACUGUCUACCAGUGAAGUGGUGAGGAUUCAAUCUGCUUUGCAGGCCUUUAAUGCCAAAUUGCCAAACACAGUGGAUUAUGACACAACCAAAUUAUGUAGUUAACCAUAAAUGUGAAGCACAACACAAAACUUUGAAGGAGUUUUUACAGUGCUUUUGUGGAACAGUUAAUGUUUGGAAGAGUAAAUUUAAAUUGUCUUUUCAAUAUCUGUCUUAUAUCAGUCAAUACUGUUGGAUGGCAAUUUACACACAUGAACUCGCUGACAAUGAAUAUAUUAUACCUGCAGUUUUGGUUUAUGAAUGAAAUAAAUACUGACACCUGUCUAGAAGACAUUCUACUUUUUACAAUAAAUUUCAUUUGUAAUUUUAUAUGUUCCGUGGCAAUGCUUUUGUGCAUUACAUCCUCUAGAAGGAACAUAGAAGGAUACCAAUAAAAUUUUGUAGCUGAACAGUUA
This is a messenger RNA of Leptosomus discolor (cuckoo roller), 1467 nucleotides long. Lineage: Eukaryota; Metazoa; Chordata; Aves; Leptosomiformes; Leptosomidae. The record is from RefSeq and is a predicted model, not a curated record.